AAAAAUGUCCGGAUUUGUUAGUUGCGGCAUAUGCACCCCCCUCCCCCCCGCUAUUUAUCAUUAUUAGUAAGUCCGCUUCUGACGCGAACAGCUGGGUGACUCAAGAGCGCUUGCAAAAAAAAAAAAAAAACAACCUUGUAAAAAUUCAACAACAAACCAGCUUUCUAUAAAUCACCCGUCGCCGCCUUCGGCCCUCCCCAACCGGCUGGGAAAAAUCCUCCGGGCUUCGUGUCAAUCUGGUUCCCCCCCCCCCGCUUCCCUGAAGAGCGAGAGGCGAGAGUGUGUGUGUUUUGACGUUUAUUUUCACGAGGAGGUUGUUCUCAGUUGUGUAUUGGAGAAAACCUGCGCUUCAAACAAGGCUGGAAGCACCCAGUCUUAAAGGCAAACGGAAAAAGAAGAGCGUUCCCAUGGCUGACAGUGAAUUCCAGGAGAUGCCAGGUGUGACCCCAGAGGAGGAGCAUCAGGACAACCUGGAGAAGCUGGAACAAGUGGUAUCUCCAGCUGUCAAGCAGGAUGAAGCUGAGCAGAAACCUCUUGAAGAGGAUUCUGGAGAUGAGGAGAUGCUGAGCAGUGAGAAGGAAGAGGAGCAGACGUUCCUGGUCAACCUCUACAAGUUCAUGAAAGAGCGUCAUACGCCAAUUGAGAGGGUGCCUCAUCUUGGCUUUAAGCAAAUUAAUCUGUUUAAAAUCUACAAAGCUGUGGAAAAACUUGGCGCCUAUGAACUGGUCACCGGAAGACGUCUUUGGAAAAAUGUUUACGACAUGUUGGGAGGCAGCCCAGGAAGUACCAGUGCUGCCACUUGCACCCGGCGACAUUACGAGAGGCUGGUCCUGCCGUACGUCCGACACCUGAAGGGGGAGGAUGACAAGCCGCUGCCCCCAAUCAAGCCUCGAAAACAGUACAAGAUCUCCAAGGAGCCGAAGGGGGAUCACAUGGUGGAGAAGAAGAGAAUGAAGAAAGAGAAGAUGAGAGAUCCAAGUUUGCCGGAGAAAGUGAGGCCGGACGUUGCCUUGAUCCCCAAACCUCCCAAUGGCACUGAGCCGAAUCAGUCCCGGGAUCAAACCGAGGGGCGCCGCUCCCUUCCGAACAGCCGAGAGAUAGCCGAGACUCAGCCCACCGGCAGCUGCCUUGGGAACUGUCGAUCCCAUGGCUGCUCUGAAGCCUACACCCGUCUCUUCUCCAGCUUCUACUUCAAGGGGAACAAUGGCAUCAUGUCUCCCUUGGCGAAGAAGAAGCUGCUGGCGCAGGUGAGCCAGGAUGAAUGUUUGUAUGCUCAUGAGAAGAAGCAUCUCAGCCACUGUCCUGAAUACAAGAAGAUCAGGAUCCGGGAAAUGUCAGGCUUGGACUCCGAGGUUGGUCAUCCCCAGAAAGAGGCCCCAAAGACAGGAGCAGAGGUGAACGGCUCCAGCAGUCCUCCAGGUCCUUCCCAGGUUGGAAAAACCAAUAAAGGUUUGAUGAAGGCUCCUCCAGGGUUCAGGGAGGGAGCAGGGUCCAUGAAUGCCGAGGAGGAAAGCUCUGGAGCUCACCUGUCUACUGGGCCACCUGCCUUUCAUGGCUAUUUCCACACCUCCAGCAGCACCAUCUUGAAACCCAUCAGUGGCCUUCGAGGACCGGUGGAAUAUUAUCCCAGCUUGAAGGAUCUCCCUGUGACUUCUCCAGCCUAUUCUAAGCCUGGAAAAGAGGCCCUGGUGGCACCUGGGUUUCAGAAGAAGCAGGAGAGCUUGGAAGACCAACCGGAAGAUCUCCGCAGGAAGUCAGGUCAACCUUGGAAAGUGGACCAUCAGCACUCUUCUGCCUUCCAGGCUAGUACCCUGAGCAGCAAGGCAGGCUCUCCCCCAUUUCAACCGGUCAAAGCCUCCUGGGCUCCACCUGCGGUCAACCUGGCAAAGGUCAGUCCACAGGUCUCCAAGAACGGAGGGCUGUCGGUGUCUGCAGGCCAGGCGAGCAUCACCGUACAGAAGAAAAGAGCCUCGGAGGAGGACUAUUUCCUGCAUGGCAAAAAGCUCAAGGCGGUGUCUCCCUUCAUCAAGGAGGUGGACCCAAACAGCGGCCUGGAUCGGGGAACGUCUCCCAGCGGGCAGCCAGGGAUAGCAAAGCCUAAGGCAACGGUGGCAGGGUCUGGAUUUCCACAUGCCCACAUGCCUCAGAUCCAGGACAUGUACAAGGGCACCAUGCUGAGAUUGCCCGUUAACUUUAGCGGCAGCCCAGGAGAGCAUCUCAAGGAACAGGCCCCUUCGCUGAUCCAGUCUCUCUCCAUCAACCCGUUUAUUAUUCCCGCCUUCCCAACCCCACUAUUAACUGCGUCCGUCCAAGCCUCGGAUCUGGGUCAGCCUCUGGGCACCAGCCUCGUCCACUACCCCACUUCCUACGACAGUGCACUACGCCAUCGGCUGUACCCUGUGUCAACGUGGCACAGCCAGCCCACCUACGCCACCGCCCACGUCCCGGCCUACCAUCGGAACAACAAACUGUAGCCCCCCCAUGGACCCUCAGAGACUUGCCAUGUUUGGAGAGCCGUGCGAGGGAGGUGCAAGGCCCAGGUCUGCAGCGUUUCGAUAUUUUGAUUCCUCUGCUUUUUUGAGCUCUUAUUUAGGACCUGACAAAACAGGACCAUAUGACUUUUUUUUUAAACCGGUCAAAAGAUGAACUGUCUUUGUAUCUGACAUGUAUGCAAAUAACUUGCGCUUAAAAAAAAAAAAAACCUUAGAGGGAACAAAGUUCUUAUAAACAGAGAUUUAUAUCUGUGCAUGGCGUGGCCCUAAUUUCCUUCUAAUUUGCUCAUUCUCCAUAAGCUGCUUCAGAUGCUGCUGGCAUAUACAAGGGACUAGUCCUCAAGAGAGUCAUACGUGCUAUGAUGUAGAGGUGGAAGAGGGAAAUGAGUAAAACCCGGUUUAAUGACCAACACGUGGCAUUCUGGAUGUGACUUAAGCCUGUGUAAUAAGCUCCAGGUGUUGCUUAACCCCAUAGGAAAGAACGUGCGUCUGUCUGAAGAGUAGGUUACAGGAACAAUCAACAUUUAAAAAAAAAAAA
Crotalus tigris (Tiger rattlesnake) is the source of this 3030-nucleotide messenger RNA. It is a transcript of the gene ARID5A, whose product is annotated as AT-rich interaction domain 5A. The coding region runs from base 408 to 2474 and encodes 688 amino acids. Gene Ontology annotation, molecular function: transcription cis-regulatory region binding. NCBI's taxonomy places the organism in Eukaryota, Metazoa, Chordata, Lepidosauria, Squamata, Viperidae. Gene Ontology annotation, cellular component: nucleus. Gene Ontology annotation, biological process: regulation of transcription by RNA polymerase II. The record is from RefSeq and is a predicted model, not a curated record. The transcript has 7 exons.